Acanthaster planci (crown-of-thorns starfish) is the source of this 3114-nucleotide messenger RNA. RefSeq names its product integral membrane protein GPR137B-like. The record is from RefSeq and is a predicted model, not a curated record. Gene Ontology annotation, biological process: positive regulation of TORC1 signaling. Gene Ontology annotation, cellular component: lysosomal membrane. NCBI's taxonomy places the organism in Eukaryota, Metazoa, Echinodermata, Asteroidea, Valvatida, Acanthasteridae.
UUUUGACACCGGAUUGAAAUUGGCCCCAAACUGUGCAAAUUGAAUCUUGGAAAUCUUGGCAAAUUAGCGAUCUACUGCAAGCAUGUCCACACUCUUCACAAGAGUUUAGUCGUGACUCGGUUGUCAGGGAUUUGGCUGGCAAGUCGCAAAAAAUGGAGGAAAUUGAUCAUGUCAGUUGGACGAGUUUGGGCAAAGCCGUGGCACCGUCUCCAAUCGGGACGGCUUUCCCAAUGACCGUAGAGUUAGGCCUAACGAUUAGCUUUAUAACGCUCUAUGGAUUUAUCUUCGGCUUGGUUUACAUCCAGCUCAUACUCAUCCUGUAUUAUGGACACAAGCGUCUCAGUUUCCAAACGGUUUUCCUGUUCCUGUGCCUCAUCUGGGCUGGCGUACGAGUUACACUGUUCACGUUUUACAUCAACAACACGAUACAAGUGGACGAUUUGCAGAUUUUUGGAUACUGGUUCUUCUUCUGUUUUCCAGUGUGCCUACAGUUCAUCACCCUCUGUUUGCUGGUGUUGUACUUUGCACAGGUCCUGUUCAAACUGAAAGCAAGGACCAAGCCUGAGAACUACAAGCGGCAUAUACGGCAUGUCCGUAUCACCUUUGUUGUAAUGGUGACAAUUUUCCUGGUUAUGAACAUCACCUGCGCCGUGUUGACGCGGCUUUACAGCAACUCCCCUGUGCUCGUGCCAAUCCGCGUCAGUAUCAGUGGGUUACUCUUCAUCCUGGCCGGGGUUGUCCUGGCAUACCUCAUCUGGAAACUAUCCAGGAUGCAGUUUGUGGGCAGUAUGCUCCUGGAAGCCAGGGGAGCCACAUUGUUUCAGACAUCGACUGCUUGUGUGUUUAUUAUUCUCCUGUAUGUCUCACGGGCUGUGUACAACAUCAUAGCCAUCACCAGGACUUGUCCCUCAUUCGGUUACAACUGGAUUAACGUCUCUGACCAGGCUGAUAUGAUCAAUACACUGAAGGGGCUUCGGUACCUGUCGUUUGGCAUUAUUCUGUUCAUCUGGGAGUUUCUGCCGACGUUCAUUGUGGUCAUGUUUUUCAGAGUCAGAAAAUUUGCAGCAAAUGUGCAGCAUGUUCCUAAGGAUCCGGACUGCCCCAAAACGCCUUCAAGAGCCUACUUCUUUGACAACCCUCGAAGGUAUGACAGUGAUGAUGACCUCACACGGACACACAGCAGUACAAAUGCCACACCCAGAGACUAUCAAGGGGAAAAUAUGUCCAUCCCAAGCACACCCAUCAACGGUACUCCCCAUGUGGGCUAUGGAACCAUCGUUCGCAGUAGCAGCUACCCGACAGGCUACGGGGUACCAGGAAUGACACCACCCAUGCUGUUUGCAGGUAUUCCCGGUAAUAUCUCCAUACGUGGCUAUCAUGAAAAUGAGGCACCUGAAUGACAAAAAAAGAUACAUUAUUACAAACUAGAGUGUCUCCUUCACCCUGGAAAUAGAAUGUCUGUGAUUGGGAUUCUGUGCUGAAUAGGACUAAGUACUGCAUACUUUACCACCUGUCUCCCCAUGGAGAAGUAAUGUCUUGUACAUGUAUAAUUUAGGGAUAUCCUAAAUCCUUGUACAUCAACAUUGGUUUCAAAAAUCAGUUCAUGGUGGACAUGUACAUUCAUGGGUUAAUCCACCCUCCAGGAAAUAGAGUUAUGUUUUGUCAUCAUUGAGUCUCUCAACAAGGAGUAUUGAAUCACUGUGACUUGUCCAGAUGGACCAAGGCUAAAGGUAAAAAAAGAAAAGAAAUGAGCAUGCUUAACCGAGCACAUGGAAACUGCUUCUACUGAGUAAAACUCCAGCCGUGAUCAGACCUAGAGUGUUUGAUUUUUUCAUGUGCCAACAGCCAACACAGUUGCCAGUGUUCAGUAGGUAUGUGGUCAUUCUGGCAAUGAAGACUUCCUUCACAGUUUUGUUCACCCCCCGCCCCCUCUACUUUUUUUGGGAGAUGAAUGCUAACAUAACUACUUGUAUGGUAGCAUUCGCACUAUAGAAAACACUUUUAUUGGAAUUCAAAAUGUCAUUACCCCUGAUAGUUCAGCAGUCAGUAUUUCCUGAUUAUCUGCACUUCCUGUGAACACUUAGUUCAUUUUAAGCUGUGUAAUUGGUUGCCUCAGUCUAAAGUACCCACAGUAGCUAACAGGAACUCUGAGUAGCCUACCUCUGGUUAGGGAGAACCAAAUGUGAAGUGCCCCGGAAUCAUCUUCAAGAGGGUAGUCAUAAUAUUCAAUGUUCCAGGGUUCCCAGGGUCAUGGAAAUUUAUGGAGCAUCCUAGGAAAAAGUUGUUUAGAGAAUCUUGAAAAAGUCAUGAAAAAUAAGGAAUAGAAAAUAGGAUGCCAUGGAAUCCUGUUUACUGAGAAAACCAAAAAGUAACAGAAAAGUCAUGGAAAUCAAGACCCUGCAAGGGUUAUUUUUGAUUGGCUGUGGGCCCCUUUUAAUAACAGAAUGAUAUAUUUACAGGUGUCAUCUUGGCGGCCUAUAGUUGUGGUAAUGGCAGUCUUCCAUUUCAUAAAACCAAACAACUUUUUUUUGCAAAAAUGGCAUUAAAUGUCAUGGAAAUUGUCUUCAUAAUGUUAGUCCUGGAAAAAGUCAUGGAAUUUGGCUUGCAAAUUUCUGUGGGAGCCCGUUCGUUUAACUGACAAUGUUGAAUUAGCAUUUCAUGUUCAGUGCUCUCCAAAAGCUUGUGUGAAAACAUUCAGUGUGACUUGAACCCAUGACCUCACACUUGACCAUGUAGAUGUCUUACCCACUUUGCCAUGAAACUCACUCAGGUGAGUUACUUGGUUUGGAUCUGGUGAAGUAUUGGACCGUCAGUGAUUAACAGUCAAAGACUAGGUCACAAGAAUACUGCCGUAAGGACAGACAAUUCAGAUAACACUGAUGAGCUGAAACAGUACUGCACCUCAUUAUUUCAUGAUAAAACAGGAUGUAAAAGUACUUGCUCAUAUUUGCUGGAACAAGGGAAGGCUUUUUAGUUUUGUAGGGUAUGUACAUGUACAUUUGUCUCCUUGAAACUUAAGCUUUAUUGGCUGAAGCAUCUGUUGGAUUGUGGAGAGGAUUACAUUGUAAGAACUGUCAGUCAAAUGAGGUCAGAAUGAUGCUGUACCAUUUAUUU